Tachyglossus aculeatus (Australian echidna) is the source of this 1951-nucleotide messenger RNA. It is a transcript of the gene ASMTL, whose product is annotated as acetylserotonin O-methyltransferase like. Gene Ontology annotation, molecular function: O-methyltransferase activity; nucleoside triphosphate diphosphatase activity. The transcript is spliced from 13 exons. Bases 1 to 1761 code for a protein of 586 amino acids. NCBI's taxonomy places the organism in Eukaryota, Metazoa, Chordata, Mammalia, Monotremata, Tachyglossidae. The record is from RefSeq and is a predicted model, not a curated record.
AUGGCGCUGAGCCCGGUGAUGGGGAAGCUGGUGGGGCAGCGGGUGGUCUUGGCCAGCGCCUCCCCCCGCCGCAGGGACAUCCUCUGCAACGCGGGCCUUCGGUUUGAGGUGGUCCCGUCCAAGUUUAGAGAGACGCUCGACAAAUCGUCCUUCGAGGCGCCUUACAAGUACGCGGUGGAGACGGCCAAGCAGAAGGCCCUCGAAGUGGCUCACAGACUGCACCGGAAAGACUUUAGGAGUCCGGAUGUGGUUAUAGGAGCAGACACCAUCGUGGCAGUGGAAGGGCUGAUUUUGGAGAAACCAGUUGAUAAGCAAGAUGCGUACAACAUGCUUUCAAGGCUGAAUGGGAGAGAACACAGUGUGUUUACAGGGGUUGCCAUCGUUCGCUGCAGCAGCAAAGAUAAAGAACUCACAACCCAAGUGUCCCAGUUCCACGAAGAGACAACCGUGAAGUUCUCAGAGCUGUCCGAGGAGCUGCUCUGGGACUACAUCCACAGCGGAGAGCCCAUGGACAAGGCCGGCGGGUAUGGAAUCCAGUCCCUCGGGGGCAUGCUGGUGGAAUCCGUCCAUGGAGACUUCCUCAACGUGGUGGGCUUCCCUCUCAACCGCUUCUGCAAGCACCUGGCGGCCCUGUACCCGGCCCCAAGACCCCCGGCCCCACCUGGAGGAAUCCCUGAGACCCUAGAGCGGGAAGAGAGCAGUUCCAGCCUCCAACCCGCCGUGUCCUCGGACUGUCAACGGCCCCUGCGAGAGGAAGGGCAAUCCGGAUUCCCCACCGUCCUCCUGGACCUCAUUGACGGCUUCCGGGCCUCUAAGGCCCUGUUCGUGGCCUCCAAACUGAAGCUGUUCGAUCUGCUGAGCGGCGGGAGCGUACUGGACGCCUCAGAGGUGGCCCGGGAGACCAACGCAUCCACUCAAAGGACCGAGGGGCUCCUCCAGGCCUGCACCGCCUUGGGGCUUCUCCACAAAACCCAACGAGGCUACAGCAACACGGAACUGGCCAACGCGUACCUGGUGUCCGACAGCGACCGCUCGCUUCAUGGCUACGUCGUCCACUCGAACGACUAUUUCUGGCCGGUCUUUACGCACUUGGAAUCGGCCAUCAGAGGCGGGCCCGGUGAGACACGAGAUCCGCUUCAGGAUGACAGCGCAGAGGCCAGAGGCCGCUUGAUGAGCGCCAUGCACUGGACGGCCCGGCUGGCGGCGGGGGACGUGGUCACCGCCUUCGAUCUGUCCCGCUUCCGCUCCGCCUGUGACCUAGGAGGUUGCACCGGGGCUCUGGCCUGUGCACUUCGACAGAAUUAUCCCAGCCUGGAAGUGACAGUGUUUGACCUCCCAGAGAUCAUCGAAAACGUUUCCGCCUUUUAUCCGGGUGGACACCAACCACCGGGAAUCACGUUCGUGUCGGGUGAUUUCUUCCACGACGCUCUCCCCGAGGCCGACCUUUACAUCCUUUCGAGAAUCCUGCGGGAUUUGUCCGAGGACCAAAUCCAGACGUUAUUAAGCCGAAUAUCGGCUGUGUGUAAGCCAGGCGGCGGUCUCUUGGUGGUGGAAAUGUUGCCGGAUGAGGAGAGGAGCCCGCGCCGCCCAGCCCGCGCCGCCCUCCACCGCCUCGGCGGGGGCCCGGGCCCUGGCCCGCUCCCGGCCCGCGCCCACUACGCUCGCCUGCUGGCCCCCCACGGCUUCGCCCACCUGCAAGUCGGGGGCACCGGGAGCCUACUGGAUGCCCUCUUGGCCUUGAAGACCACCUGCCGGCACUGAUGGAGACUGGUGGAGGGGAGGGGGCCGGAGGAGAGGGGUGGUCACUGCCCGUUGUGACCGAAAGGUAAACUGCUCAGCCGGUGGAGUCAUUUACCUGAGGGGAAAAAAGACCCUUGGGAGUCUUAGGGAAUGUGUCUGUUCUAUUGGACUCCCCCCCAGCACUUACUACAGUGCUCUGUAAGCGCUCAGU